Messenger RNA from Rotaria sordida, 288 nucleotides. The record is from the annotation of a GenBank genome assembly. Lineage: Eukaryota; Metazoa; Rotifera; Eurotatoria; Philodinida; Philodinidae.
AUGCUCGAUCAAACAUCAAAUGAUGAUGAGAUAAAAAAUAUUUAUCAUAUACUUGCCAUGGUUAAUGAUAAUCAAGGAAAUUAUACUCAAGCAAUUACCUUUUAUGAAAAAUCAAUUGAAAUUCAACAAAAUAAUCCUUCUCAUAAUUAUAUUGAUCUAGCUACUUCUUAUAAUAAUAUUGGUAUGGAAUAUGAUGAGAUGGGAGAAUAUUCAGAAGCACUUUUCUAUUAUGAAAAAGCACUUGAAAUCUAUCAAAAAAAAAUCUUCCUUCCAAUCAUUUUAAUUUAG